AUGCUCUCCUCCAGUCCGUCACCUCCCGCCAAGCGUACCCUCACGCCGUCCCCUCCCAAACGUCUGUUCCCAAUCUUCUUGAGCAAACCAGACAUCUCGCCCUCAUCUUCCUCCUCGGAUGCCGACUUCAACAAGUCUAAACGCGCAAAGAUUCACACUUCAACGUCGUCCCACAAGGCGUCUUCAAAACGUUCUCGGCCAAGCAGCGAAACCGAGGAGAUCCCGCCGACGCGCACGUCGCUCCCAAACUACUUUGCCCCAACCGUGCCAUUGCGAGUGGCUUUGUGCUCGCGCAAACCAUACCCAGUCGAGACCCCGGCUGUGAUCAGCACUCAUCCACAAGUGUGGAGACGGUCGCGCAAGCGUCUUGGGCAGCCUGCCCUGGUCCCAAGCAAUACGCGACCCAUCCGCGUCACAUACCUCUCCUCUCUGGUAACGGGGUUGACUUCAAACACGGCUUCACCGCCCUCGACUGUCAUGAUGCCUUCACUGAACAACCCAACUGGCCACGAUCGCGACUUUGAUCCCUCGCUGGUGGUCGCAUUCAACAACUGUGCGAGAAUGUAUACUUUGGACGAGGCCAAGCAUUUGGCCAAAAAGAGGCUUCUCGCUAUUGGGAGUGAAGAAGGUGCAGUGAGGAUUGUCGACAUUGAUGAACCCCAAGAAAAUGGGUCCUCAGGCGGCCUCUGGUGGCAAGCCCACGCCAAUGGUGUCUUUGAUCUCAAAUGGACGUCCAACGACUCACGUCUGCUCUCUGCAUCAGCUGAUCAGUCGCUGAGACUUUACGACGUGUGCUCGGGCAAUCCAAAAGUUCUCGCUACUCUCCGUGGACACACCUCAACUAUCAAGGCAACCGUUUUCCUCGACGCCAAUCGCGGAAGCAACCCCGUGUACGACUGCAAUAUUGUGGCAUCGGGGGGUCGUGACGGAAACAUCAACAUCUACGAUCUUCGAUGCCAAGGAGUCAGCCUCGGCGAUGACGAGAGAUCCGUGUCGCGAACGAUCACCAGUCUUGUCGCACUAGAGUCGAUGCCAGGUAUCCUCGCCUCGGGUGGUUCGUUCGACGGAGUGGUGAAGCUUUGGGACAUUCGCUGUCCCGACUCGACCUCAUCAAUGCGACCCAAGGCCACACCUUACGGGGUCCUGCCAGACCCCACCAUUGCUGGAGCGAAUCCAGCGCGCCGUGCCCGUUCCAUCAAUGCUCUCUGCGAGCAGACUUCGAACGGCGACCUCUAUGUUCUGAGUGGUGAUUCCAAAAUCCACAUUCUGCGACCCUCUGCUGCCAAGGAAAGCCUUGUGGACCCGACCGACGCAAUUCUCGGUCAAAAGUUUGUGCAUCCCGACCUCGUCACCCGCUCGUUUUAUAUUCGAAUGUCGCUUUCGCCAGAUGGCCGAUACUUGGCUUGCGGCUCGAGUCACGCAGGUGUCAUGGCAUGGGACACAACUCAAGUUGGCACGUGUACUUCUGACAUUGUGGCGUCCCGCCUCCGCAUCCCGGCGUACGGCGACCAUUCCCCUGAGGUUAUUGGUGUCGACUGGGCAAAGGAUGCUCUGGCGGCUUCGUCUGACGACUGUGUGACUCGACUGUGGCGUGCCAACCUCGAAAUUGCACAGAAGGUGCGAGAGGAUCCAGCGGGAAGCGGUCGUGACUGGAGCGGUAUUGUAUGA
Messenger RNA from Apiotrichum porosum, 1668 nucleotides. RefSeq lists its product as uncharacterized. The transcript is spliced from 5 exons. Gene Ontology annotation, molecular function: protein binding; protein-macromolecule adaptor activity. Gene Ontology annotation, biological process: proteasome-mediated ubiquitin-dependent protein catabolic process. The coding region runs from base 1 to 1668 and encodes 555 amino acids. NCBI's taxonomy places the organism in Eukaryota, Fungi, Basidiomycota, Tremellomycetes, Trichosporonales, Trichosporonaceae. Gene Ontology annotation, cellular component: nucleus. The record is from RefSeq and is a predicted model, not a curated record.